ACUCUAGAGAAAAGUUGGUUGGCCUUCUGAUGUAAUCCUUAUUUCUCAUUUUUUUGGUAGAAAUUUCUCAUAUUUUAUGAGCAUGCUUCACACACUCAUGAGAGCUGUGAGAUCAAGAAGUAACGUAGGAGUGAUAUCAUACUCGAUGAAAGGUGGUGCAAAUUCACUGGAGAUUGCGAAAUGGGGUUUGAGAAAUCUUGGGGACUGUCCAGAACAUGCGGAGGAGAAUGCUAUGAUUGUUAAACUGGACCUGAAGAAGCAAGUGUGCAUUUCACUUUUGGUUGCAUGGGCAAUCUUUGAUCAAUUCUUAUAGUCAAGUCAUUUUUCUUCGAUUUUGACUUUUGAAAAUGCUGAUAAAGUUUUCUUUUCCAAUUCCUUUUGGCAUCUAAAGGAGGUAAUUCCCGUUUAGCUCAUAGAGUAUUUGUUCAAGUGAAAUAUAUUCAGUUUUUCUGAACUGAUGGCUUGUAUAAUUCAUCUAUUCAACUGCUGUUCUGUUAAAAGACAUGUUGUUUUAUUUCCUUUUAUUAUUUCUUUAUUUGCUUUAAUGAUUCUACAUAUCAAGGAGACUAGAUCAACUAUUGUGGAGUCCAGUGCAACUAAGAAGAUGGAGAUGUCUUUGAGGCUGAAAUUUGAUGAUUCUGUUGAACUUGCUACAAGUUUAUAAAGCCUGCUCAACAAAUGAAGAGUAGGCUGCAUGUGUGGUGUUAUGGUUUCAGAGCAAUGGCAUUUGGAACAAGUGAAAUCAACAAAAUGGACCAGUCAAUUGAGCCUUCAAAAGUAAGUUCUCCUGCAGCAGAGGGGAAUAAGCUGGGACUGGUGACACUUUGGAGGACCAGAUAACAACACCAGAAGAGAAGAUGAAAAAUACUAGAAACAAGUAUGCUGUACAGUUUGAAACUUCAUCGCGUACAAUCCAUGAUGAACAAAAAGCCAGCAGUACAAUAAACAGUGAUAACUCCAGGAUACCUAGAACGAAUUCUAUCUCACAUGAAGAUGGAUCAUCCUGUCAUCUCUUAUCUGGAGUUGUAGCGAAUCUCAAACUGCCUACAGAAGAGAAUGGAAUGUCGGCAGGCAUGGCCAAUAACUGUAAACUUGCGCCUUCGACCGUUUUGUCUGCUAAUUACAUAACCAAUUGUGUUGCCAAAGACACAUUAUUCAAUGACAAACGAUGAAACCCUGACGCCAUUGCAAGAUUUGGCAACAUCUGAUCCAGGAAGUAGGUUUUGUAAGAACUAUCCCGAAAUGGAGAAAAAUUGUGGCAAUAUUUUCUCUACAAAUCUUCUUAACAUGACAGAAGGAUCAGGAGUCACAGAAAAAAAUUUAAAGGAAAGGGUACUCAUGCAGUUGGAGCAUCUGUUGCUGCAUAUUGUGUAGCUGAACUUUUAAUGGAGAAAGCAGUAAUGAUAUGAAAAAUCAAGGAAGGAUUAUCUCGGCAACAGUAGAUGUCAAUCCAGGAGCAGAAAAAGAUGAAAGUUUACCUUCAACAAAACCAACUACGAGAUGCAGCUCUACUAAAGAUAAAAGUAAAUCUGUGUACCACCAAAAAAGUUGAGGAAAUGUGAGGCAUCUGUUCUUACUGGACCUAAUUCAAACAACAAGCCUUCAGAUAUUACAGGUGAAACUGAUGAUGAUCACAAAGAAUUGUUAGUGGCUGCUGGUUCAGUUCAUAGUGUACGCGAAAAUGCCUGCUCUUUUCCAUUUUGGAAGACAAUGGAGAGCUUUUUUGCUCCUGUCACUUCUCAGGACAUAUUUUUCCUCAAACAAGAACUGAAUUUUGUUGAGAACCUGACUCAGUCUCAGAUAUUUGGUGAUGAAUACGAUAGACCGGGUGGCAUUAGUAGUUCUCCUCGAAGGGAAGUCAGUAAUUCAGAUCAACAAUCAAUAACAUCAACUGCUUUUGGUAGAUCAAAUAAGCCAUCAAAUAUUGUUCCUCCAUUGCUUCAAAGAGUCCUCUCAGCGUUCGUUAAUGAAGAUGGAGGUUCUGAUCCCCAUUGCUGUGAGAGAGUGGAAUUUGAACUUCAGCCAGAGUUAGAUAUGCAAGCUCAGAAGUAUUCUUCUGUGUACAGAUUAUGUUCUAAUAAAAGUGCUUCAUCAAGUACGUAUAGCACAGGAAGUGUAUCCAAUACUUUCAGCAAUCAAGGGCGACUGCAAGCAGAUGAAGGCUUGUCCUAUUCAAACGCAGGAAUUUUGCAUGGGAAUAAUCAAAAUGAUCCAAUUUUAACACAUGCUUCACAAGUAAAUGCACCUCCAGGUUUUCCUUUUAAUUGUCCAUAUCAGAUGCUGUCUCCCAAUGACAAACUAUCUCUGGAACCGCGGAGCAUUGGUUUAAAUGCGCCUCUUCUAGACGGUAGAGAAGGAUGGAUUGAUCGAGAAAUUAAGCAACUUAGAGGGGAGCUGUGGCAAAAGGUUUCAAUGGUGAAGAAUAACUUGAGGAAAAUUGGAAAAGCUAUUAAAUGUGAGCAAGACUUGGAGAAAAGGAAUCUUGAAGAAUCUGCUAUGGAUCAGCUGGUUGAAAUGGCCUACAAGAGGAUGUUCCAGGGUGGUUGGCGAAGCAAGUCUUCAAGGAUUCGUAAAGUCUCUGAACGAGCUGCUUUGCCCUUUGUCAAACGCACUCUUGCUAGGUGCAAGCAAUUUGAAGACUCAGGCAAGAGUAUCUUUGGUCAGCAUGAUCUACUGAGCAGUAUCUUAUAUAAACCUUCAACUGAGAAAGAUCCAAGGCCUAUUGAAUGUGAUGGCUCUGUGAUACUUGAUAACAAAUGUAAACGAGCUCAUGGCAAAGCAAAGCGCAAAUGUUCAGAGAUUGGUCCUGCGUUGGGUGCAAUUCAGAGGCUUGACUCUCAGAAUAAUAACAUGCAGAGAGGUUCUUCUGGGUUACAGGAGACUUCAACUCCAUUAGACCCUGUAAAAAUCCUUGGUGAGACUGAAGAUCUUGGUUCUUUGUUGAAAUUUGAUGAAGAAGGCUUGUUAGAUGGUGACUGUAUAGGACUUGACGUGCCAAUUCAGAAGUGGAGAUGUUUCUGUAAUGUUCUGCUUGUGAAGUGGCUGAGUUCUACUUUCCUCAGCAUGAAGAUUAUUCCUUGUCUUUUCUUCUGCAGAGCAAUUCCUGAUUGAUACAGAUUUUAGGGUCUUCUUACUUCUUGGGGUUAGAAUUUUUAAAUUCCUGGUUAAGUCUUGUUUGCGGUAUUGGAAUGUUAUUCUGACUGUUUGAACUCGAAAUAAUUUGACACUUUAUCAGAUGCUUGAACUCAUUGAAAUUCAAGAUUGUAAAAAUCUGGUCCGUUACUUGCUUGUC
This is a messenger RNA of Coffea arabica (coffee), 3292 nucleotides long. The record is from RefSeq and is a predicted model, not a curated record. NCBI's taxonomy places the organism in Eukaryota, Viridiplantae, Streptophyta, Magnoliopsida, Gentianales, Rubiaceae.